This is a messenger RNA of Brenthis ino (lesser marbled fritillary), 1146 nucleotides long. NCBI's taxonomy places the organism in Eukaryota, Metazoa, Arthropoda, Insecta, Lepidoptera, Nymphalidae. The record is from the annotation of a GenBank genome assembly.
AUGCUCGUUGAUAAUGAGGAUGCGGUGGCUAUUUUGACUAGCGAGAGGUGUAAUGUGCUCGAUUUAGGCGCCGCACCCGGGGGCUUCUCCUCUGUGAUCCGUAAGGCAGCCCCCCACGCUGCGAUAACAGCUGUAUCGGUGGACGGUGGGGUCGCACGCGACGCGCGAUUAGAUGAACACGUUACGUGGGUAACGUCUGACAUCUUUGACUUAAAACCGGACGGGUUGAGCGGUCCUUUCGACAUUGUCGUUGCUGAUGCCGCGACGUCUGAUUCUUACACAAACCCAAAACUAUUUAAUAGAGAGGUAGAGUUGGCAAUUUCCGUGCUGGCUGGUGGAGUGAGCGACAGGAGUGACUUAAAGAAAGGAAAAAGGAAGACGCACAUUAUUCACCGGUCUGUAAACUAUCACGCCUCCCCGACGUAUGUUGGAUCAAAGGUGGGUACUUUGAACGGCGUGGUGAACAACGAACGCACUAUUGAGGUCGUACAUACAGAACCACAAAAAUGUAAGGAGGAGACUCGUCGCACGGCCUCAUUAAUCGUGGCGAUAGAAGCAGCGGGAAAGUGCGUUGUUCGCGAAGUUGGUGCGGACGGCACGGGUGUGACGAGCGGUAAAUCGUAUAGUCGUUCUAAGACGCUGGUUUCAUACGGAGUUAGGAUGAGGUCGAAGUGUAUACAAUGUGAUGAGUCCAGUAUCGGGGAUAAUGUUGACUCGACUUCAGAGCGCCUCGUUCUAACUAAGGCCGUGGGGCAGACGUCUAGGUUCUUCAAAGAUAAUACCGACAAUGAGAGUUGUGUCUCUUCGUCCUACAGCUCGGUUUGUGAUGUUUUGUCGCUAUCCACUGUGGGAGGCAGAGGUUUAUGCAAACGCCCCAUAGCCUUGUUUGGUGACGAGGACGUGCCUGUGAUAUAUUUCUCGUAUUGCGAUACAUCAGAUCUAUCUUUAUCUCUUAUUAAGCCAUUUUUGAUAAGAAGACUUCAACUGCCUACUUUACAAACGACAUUACGCUCACAAAUAGAAGCUGUCCUAGAUUAUAAAGAUUUACCUGAAACAGAAGACCCUAGAGAUUUGAUAGCUGACAAUAAACUAGAAAUAUUCCAAUGUGUAAAGAACAUACAGCCAAAAUUUGUGAAAAAUGUAGCU